Messenger RNA from Hyaena hyaena (striped hyena), 4100 nucleotides. It is a transcript of the gene PLEKHA2, whose product is annotated as pleckstrin homology domain containing A2. The transcript has 13 exons. Gene Ontology annotation, molecular function: PDZ domain binding. The coding region runs from base 382 to 1659 and encodes 425 amino acids. Lineage: Eukaryota; Metazoa; Chordata; Mammalia; Carnivora; Hyaenidae. Gene Ontology annotation, cellular component: cytoplasm; membrane. The record is from RefSeq and is a predicted model, not a curated record.
GGGCUCGGCGGAGCAUUGUACUCACAUCCGGGGCUGGGUUUUGCUUUAAUGCGAAACGUAAUUAACCCGGAAAAAAGAGACGCGAGAGACAAGAGAGAAGGAGGGGUGGGGGUGGGGGGUAGAAGAGCGAGAGGAGCGAAAAGCACCGAGAGUUUGGCAGCGAGAUAAAGAAAUCCCCCGAGAGCGACGGCCGGGCCGGCCGGAGAGACGCGUUCCACCCGAUGUAACCCACCCUGCCCGAGCCCCGGCCGCCGCACGGCGGGCGGCGAAACUUCUCUGCGGGUUCUGGCGCUGGAGCACCGGCCUCGCAACGACUACCCGGGCUGCGGGUAGGGGAGGAGAGCGGAGAACGUCCCAGGGUGAUGUGAGCAGAGCCCAGGAAUGCCUUAUGUGGAUCGACAGAACCGAAUCUGUGGGUUUCUGGACAUCGAGGAGAAUGAGAACAGUGGCAAGUUUCUGCGGAGGUACUUUAUUCUGGACACCCAGGCCAACUGCCUUCUCUGGUACAUGGACAACCCCCAGAACCUGGCAAUUGGGGCAGGAGCUGUCGGAUCUUUGCAGCUGACCUACAUCUCGAAGGUGAGCAUAGCUACACCAAAGCAGAAACCAAAAACUCCAUUUUGCUUUGUCAUCAAUGCCCUCUCUCAGAGGUAUUUCCUUCAAGCUAAUGACCAGAAAGAUCUGAAAGACUGGGUUGAGGCCCUGAACCAAGCCAGCAAAAUUACCGUGCCCAAAGUUGGGAGCCUGCCCCUGACUACCGAGGUUCUGAAAAGCCUAGCAGCACCUCCAGCCCUAGAGAAGAAGCCACAGGUGGCCUACAAGACCGAGAUCAUCGGAGGGGUGGUGGUACACACGCCUAUCAACCAGAACGGUGGGGAUGGGCAGGAGGGGAGCGAGCCCGGAUCCCACGCCAUCCUUCGAAGGUCUCAGAGUUACAUCCCCACAACAGGCAGCCAUGUUCCCCCCGGGCCCCACCUCAUUAAGAGCGGCUACUGCGUGAAGCAAGGGAAUGUGCGGAAGAGCUGGAAACGUCGCUACUUUGCACUUGAUGACUUUACUAUCUGCUACUUCAAGUGUGAGCAGGACCGAGAACCACUGCGCACUAUAUUUCUCAAGGAUGUUCUUAAGACCCAUGAGUGUCUGGUCAAAUCUGGUGAUCUCUUAAUGAGAGACAACCUGUUUGAAAUCAUAACAAGCUCCAGGACCUUCUACAUACAGGCGGACAGUCCAGAAGACAUGCACAGCUGGAUUAAGGAGAUCAGGGCAGCCGUCCAGGCCCUCAAAUGCCACCCCAGAGAUAUGUCCUUUUCUAGAUCCAUCUCUCUGACUCGCUCUGGAAGCUCCAGCCUGUCAGGUGGGCCCAACUCUGCCUUGUGCAGGGGGCGGCCACCUGUGGAAGAAAAGAAAGCCCUCUGCAAAGCCCCCUCUGUGGCUUCCUCCUGGCAACCCUGGACACCUGUCCCCCAGGCUGGGGAUAAGCUGCUUCCAGCUGAAGAGACUCCUGGGGACUCUUUGUUCAUGCCUCGACUUGGGGAGAGCAGUACUUCUGGGGUGUUGCCCAGCUCCCGGAUAAGGCACAGAUCAGAGCCCCAACACCCCAAGGAGAAACCGUUUCUGUUCAGCCUUGAUGACGAGAGCAUACGGACUUCUGAUGUGUGAUAGGGCAUGGUGCCCUGGGAGGGGGGAGGACUCAAGAAAAGGAGGCCAUGACUCAGUUUCCCUACCUUUUGGAGGACAGUCAGAGACCCUUUGGCACCCAUAUUCCUGUGGAUGCUCUGUGGGAGUGGCCCAUUCAGCUGGCUUUUUUUUUUUUUUAAAUAUACAGUGUAUUUAACUUGGAAAACCACUAGGUUAGACCUGUAGGCAUGCUCAGUGGAGAGCAGGUUGCCUCUAAUUUGACCACUCCAAGGUCUUCCUGGUGAGAGGAGGUUUGGUAGUGCGUUUCAUCCCCAACCAAGUUCUAUUCCCAUGUCCUAGUUAUAGUUUCUUCCUUUGGUCUCCAGGCCAGGCACAGAGUCUUGGGCAGUUAUCUGGCUUAUCCUAUUCCUGUUCAUUGGCUGAGGUCUGACUGGGAAGUAGGAGAGUGGUAGCUAACCCGGAUGAAAGCAGCAGACCUAGGCUCUGGCUUGGCUGGGAUACAUUCUGAGGGGGAGGUGUUAAGAUCUGGGGGCAGGCAGGCAGCUCUCAGAAUGUCCACUAGGGUAGAUCCUCCUAGGGGACCUCCACUGGGGAAGACAUAGGGAUCUCUUGUAAGGUAUAGGGAAAGAUUCAACUCAGUGCAUCAGCCAGUUUGGGGAAUUAUUCUGUUCUUGUCUAUGGCCCCAAAUAGUGUCAACUUGAGUGAUGGACCUGCCCACCCAGUUUCUGUGUCAGGCCCCGAGGAUGGGUUUAUCAGUGUUAGAAGUUACGACUGUUGAGAAUAGGGCAGACAUUUCCAUUGGUGUGGCAUUAUUUGGAAGUUUGGAGGGUUGAUAAGUGUAUGAUAAUUCACUUGAGUGAUAGAUCGGAUCUCUGUUUUAGAAUGUUAGAAUUGUUUUAAAGCAGGUGCUGGGAAAAGAUGGAUUAUAGUUCAUCCAGAUAAACUUUUCUGAUCCAUGUUUUCCAGACAGAAGAAAAGGUCUGUUUCAGCACAGACAGAUUUCUUGAAUCCUUACUUCACAGCUCUCUUCAAAGGGCUGAUAUUAGUCUAAUUUUAAGUGCUGUAUAUUAUAUACCCUGGCAGAUUUGCUUUGUUUCUAACUCUUUCUGUUGCUCUUUGAAUGAAGCCUUGAGUAGUUGCAUGAUCACACCUUGUAAUACAAUAAGGUUCCAUGUACUUAACAGUGAAGAGAUACAAGGAUAAUCUUGAGAGGUAUUUAUAUUUUUAAUAAAAUAGAAACUAUGCAUAGAAACAUUGAUUUAGAGGCUCUGCAUUGCUGACUAGAUAUUUCCCAGGUAGAAGAGCAUAGAUUGCAUUUUCCACCCAAAUUUCUACCUUUCAUUUGACAAAAGAUACUUUCCAGGGUCCCUGGGAGAAUUUGUCCAACUUAAUGUGGUUUACUGCUAACUUACCAGUGUUCCCUAAAGGGAGAGAAAAACUAACUCAUUUCUGUCUAUACCUUUUAUCAGCUAGAACAAUUAGUUACCUUUAAAUUAAAACUUAAAGACUAGAAGAAGAUAGAGAAGCUUUUUUACCUGAGUAAAUCCCUUCCCCUCCUUAUGUCCAGAUGUAAUGCCGAGGUAAAAACAUAUCAUCAGUAACCUCUAGGGGCUGGAGGGAAUCUUUGUUCCUUCAAUGCAGUGUAGUUACCUUGAAGUCUAGGUCAUGUUGAGAACUCUUCUUGAUUGCACUGCAUUGGAGCUAUUCUUCACUUAUAUUGUUGGGCCUCGUGGUCCUGGUAUAAAAAAAGACAUCUACUGGAUCUCUCUCUCUCUCUCCCCCCCUCUCUUUUGCAGACCCCUGUGUACUUUUGCUUUGUGAGUUAGUUAUUAUGGGUGACCAAGGUUACAGUUUCAAGUAGCCAUUCCAAAUUCUUAAAGCUCCUCAUCUCUGGUUUCACCUUGAAAUUUUCCUUAAGAAAAUUGUUUGGCUAGGUCUAAGGAGGUACACAAUAAAUGGCAGUACACUAGCAAAAAUAAAUUAGGAACUUUUGAGAUCUCUUUAAACAUUCCGGAACUCAUGAAAGCUGUCAACUUUUGAUGAAAACGUACCUAUUUCUCUUUUGUUAAGUAAACUCUCUGCUAGAAUACCAUUGCUGAAUUAAUUGGCCAUUAUAGUAAGCUGAUAUGUUUCUCAUUCAGUAUGGUCUAUUUUAAGAAUGUGAGUUCAAUAUACUUACAAAUGUAGAUUAUAUUAUUGUGAUAGAGGAAAACAAGGACUGUAGAUGGCAAAUACUUGGGAAUGCCGAGUGAGAACAUUGUUAAUGUGAUUCCAACACUAGAUAAAUAGAGUGAUCUUCAAUGGCACCUAAAAGCAUUCUCAUUCCCAAGCCUUAUUUCAGAAUUCCUUGUGUCUAUAUUUCUUACCUUCUGACCAAUUUCACAUCACAAUUUUUAAUGUCACUACACAUGUGAGCCAAAGAUGGUGCAUAUGCAAUCAAAGCACUUGGCUUUAAACUUUU